UUGUCAGCGUUAAUUAGGAGGAGCGAGGAGCUAGGAGCUAGGAGCUAUAGAGAUGGGAAGCGAGAUGAGGAUGCUGGCCGGCAUUGGCUUGGUGGCCCUCUUGCUGCUUCAGCUCACCGGCGGCGGCGGCGCACAGCCGCUGGUCCCUGCGAUUUUUACCUUCGGCGACUCCUCCGUGGACGUGGGCAACAACAACUACCUCAAAACCCUCUUCAGAGCCGACUUUCCUCCCUACGGAAGGGACUUCCCUAACCAUCAGGCGACAGGAAGGUUCUGCAAUGGAAAACUGGCGACGGACCUCACUGCUGAUACGCUGGGAUUCACCAGCUACGCGCCUGCUUAUCUCAGUCCGCAGGCGUCAGGAAGCAACCUGCUGAUCGGAGCCAACUUCGCCUCUGCUGGCUCUGGUUAUUCCGAUGACACUUCCAACAGUGCUCAUGCGAUUCCACUGUCUCAGCAGUUGGAGUACUUCCGGGAAUACCAGUCGCGGCUUGCUCAGGUGGCCGGCGGCCAGACGUCGUCCAUCAUCACCGAAUCCCUCUACGUGGUCAGCACCGGAUCCAGCGACUUCAUCCAGAACUACUACGUCAACCCUUUUCUCUUCAAGACGCAGUCGCCGGCGCAGUUCUCCGCCUUCCUCGUCGGCAUCUACGCAAACUUCAUCAGGGAUUUGUACCAUUUAGGAGCUCGCCGGAUCGGCGUGACCAACCUUCCGCCGCUGGGCUGCGUGCCGGUGUCGAUCACGCUGUACGGCCAUGGCAGCGGCGGGUGCAUCGGUUUCCUCAACGCCGCCGCGCAGGAGUUCAACAGGCAGGUCAACGCGUCGACAGAGUCGUUGACGCGGGAGUUCCCUGAUCUCCGGAUCUCGAUCUUCGAUAUCUAUCAGCCGUUCUAUGACCUCGUCAACAGACCCGCUGACUUCGGGUUCUUCGAGUCGAGGAGAGGGUGCUGCGGCACCGGAACAGUGGAGACGACGGUGUUCUUGUGCAAUCCUCACUCGAUCGGGACGUGCCCAAAUGCUACGGGGUAUGUGUUUUGGGAUGCGGUGCAUCCAUCGGAGUCGGCCAACCAACUACUCUCCGACUCCCUCAUCGGCCAAGGGAUCAACCUCAUUCUCUAGCCCAACAAUGUGCGUCGAUAUAAUGCAAAGGAGCUUAAGAGCACAAUAAAUUAAUUAAGUGUGUUAAUUGUUGAAAUAAUUAAAGUAGCUAUAUAGAAGGUUGUAUGUCACAAUUAAGUUGCAUAAUUAAUGCUUACUCGAAUUCCGUUAUAGGCUUGUGUAUUUAUUUGAAUACAUGAAUAAAAUGUAAAAAUGCGAAGAUAUUUACAUA
Zingiber officinale is the source of this 1331-nucleotide messenger RNA. Its product is annotated as GDSL esterase/lipase APG-like. Gene Ontology annotation, molecular function: hydrolase activity, acting on ester bonds. The record is from RefSeq and is a predicted model, not a curated record. NCBI's taxonomy places the organism in Eukaryota, Viridiplantae, Streptophyta, Magnoliopsida, Zingiberales, Zingiberaceae. The transcript has 5 exons. The coding region runs from base 53 to 1120 and encodes 355 amino acids. Gene Ontology annotation, cellular component: apoplast.